CGCAGGGCGCGCCGCGCUGUUUCCGGUGAGGCCGCGCUUCUUCGCUCGGCCGCUCGCGUGCCCUUGGCGGCCUUCGCAGACCUUUGGGAGCACAGUUCGGGGCGACAGCUGGAACUUGGACCCACUUCUUUCUGACUGCUGGAGAGCUGUGCUUUGAACCAGCUCUGAUCCAGCCCACCCUGCAGGUGCAGGCCUGGUGUAGUCUCCUGUCUGGACACAGUGAGAAGAGAACAAUGCAGAAGGACACCGGCCCUCUAGUGCCUUUGCAUUGGUUUGGCUUUGGCUAUGCAGCACUGGUUGCUUCUGGUGGAAUCAUUGGCUAUGCAAAAGCAGGUAGUGUGCCGUCCCUGGCCGCGGGGCUCCUCUUCGGGGGUUUAGCAGGCCUGGGUGCUUAUCAGCUGUCUCAGGAUCCGAGGAACGUUUGGGUUUUCCUAGCUACAUCUGGAACCUUGGCUGGCAUUAUGGGAAUGAGAUUCUACCACUCUGGAAAAUUUAUGCCUGCAGGUUUAAUCGCAGGUGCCAGUUUGCUGAUGGUUGCCAAAGUUGGAAUUAGUAUGUUGAACAGACCUCAUCAGUAGUAGUCAUGUCCUACCUUGGACUCAAGAAGAACUGAAAAUCUCUAAACUUCCACUCUUUUCAGUGUAUUAAGAGAAAAAAUGCAGCAUUUCUCCAUACUGUGACCUUCUACUUAAAAAAAAAAAAGAUACUGAACUUGGUGGGGAGAAAAAAAUUCAGUCAUUACCAUUACAGCCCUAUAGAAGUGGCAAAUACAUAACAGAGGAACUUAAUAAUACACUCAUACAGUUUGAUUCUUACAUAUUGAUGUUAUGUCUUCUUUCUAUAAGUAAAAUCUCAAGGGGUAGAAUCUUAGGUGUCAACACUGGGGGCCCUGAAACCUCAUGCCAGAACAGUAUGAAAAAAAUCUCUUAUGAGAUUUAGGAUAUCUUUUCUUUUGCUCAUCUUAGAGCUCAGACCUACUUUGA
Molecule: messenger RNA, 983 nt
Organism: Propithecus coquereli (Coquerel's sifaka)
Lineage: Eukaryota; Metazoa; Chordata; Mammalia; Primates; Indriidae
Gene: TMEM14C
Product: transmembrane protein 14C
Exons: 6
Coding region: 234-578 (114 amino acids)
Biological process (GO): regulation of heme biosynthetic process
Cellular component (GO): mitochondrial membrane
Source: RefSeq, a predicted model, not a curated record